Molecule: messenger RNA, 732 nt
Organism: Carassius auratus (goldfish)
Lineage: Eukaryota; Metazoa; Chordata; Actinopteri; Cypriniformes; Cyprinidae
Product: tyrosine-protein kinase JAK2-like
Exons: 3
Coding region: 100-606 (168 amino acids)
Biological process (GO): cell differentiation; cell surface receptor signaling pathway via JAK-STAT; cytokine-mediated signaling pathway
Cellular component (GO): cytosol
Molecular function (GO): non-membrane spanning protein tyrosine kinase activity; growth hormone receptor binding
Source: RefSeq, a predicted model, not a curated record
AGCGCUGUGUGAUAAGUGUUCUUCUGCAGAUAACACUGCUGCGGUGUUCUUCCGUCCGUGUGCCUUCUGGAGACGUUUGUCAUCUUCUGUCAUCUUGUCAUGAGCAGAACCGCAAGCGAACAGAAACAUCAGAGUGAGACGCCAGAGAUCCGACUCCGCUGGGAAACACAGGAUUUACUCUUUCAUUCAUCACAGAAGCUGCUGUUCUACGAAGACAAGCACCAGCUCCCAGCUCCGAAGUGGACAGAGCUGGCCAGCGUGAUCAACAGCUGCAUGGAGUACGAGCCGCUGCUGAGACCCUCGUUCAGAGCCAUCAUCCGAGACCUCAACAGCCUCUUCACACCAGACUACGAGCUGCUGGUGGAGAGCGACACGGUUCCCAGCAGGCAUCGGGCUCUGGGUCUCGUCGGAGCGUUCGAGAGUCAGGAACCCACUCAGUUUGAGGCCAGACACCUGAUCUUCCUGAGUCUUCAUCACUCUUCAUCACUCAGUGUCAGUGUUCCUGACAUCACUCCGUCUGUGUGUGUCUGCAGGGGAACUUCGGCAGCGUGGAGAAGUGCCGCUACGACCCGCUGCAGGACAACACGGGUGAAGUGGUGGCGGUGAAGAAGCUGCAGCACAGCACGGCCGAACACCUGCGAGACUUCGAGCGUGAGAUCGAGAUCCUGCGCUCGCUGCAGCACGAGAACAUCGUCAGAUACAAGGGAGUGUGUCUGCCCCAGAGCAUGCUGG